CGCAGCUGAGAAUUUUUUUCCGCAAUUAAACAAUAAAUUAUUAAUUAAAAUGAAUCGUGUAAAGACCACGCAGUCGAAGACUGGCGAAAUCAUAGCCUACAGCGAAGGAGCAAUUCGCAACAACAUAUCUGCCGUCGAAUACUGCCGGACAUCGAUGGCCGCCAUCUCGGGCUGCGCCGCUGGUAUCUUGGGCCUGAGCGGAACACUGGGAUUCCUCUUCUACUUCCUGUCGGUGUUUGUGCUGUGGCUGAUGGUGCUGCUGAAGUCGGGCACGCAGUGGCGCAAAUACUUCAUUAGCCGCAGCAACCUGCUGACCAACCAAUUCAUGGGCGGCCUUUGCACCUACGUGCUCUUCUGGACAUUCUUGUACGGCAUGGUUCAUGUGUAUUAACUUUGCGCAUUCACAAACAAAUAGAACAAUAAACAUAAGAUUUGACUAGGCAAUACA
Drosophila subobscura is the source of this 448-nucleotide messenger RNA. RefSeq names its product ER membrane protein complex subunit 6 (gene EMC6). NCBI's taxonomy places the organism in Eukaryota, Metazoa, Arthropoda, Insecta, Diptera, Drosophilidae. The transcript has 2 exons. Gene Ontology annotation, biological process: protein folding in endoplasmic reticulum; autophagosome assembly. Bases 50 to 391 code for a protein of 113 amino acids. The record is from RefSeq and is a predicted model, not a curated record. Gene Ontology annotation, cellular component: EMC complex; endoplasmic reticulum; membrane.